GCACUCCCUUCAACCUUCUCACUCUUAACUUAUUCUCUCAAACAUUCUCUUCCAAUGGACAGAAACCAAUCCCGCAGGCAGGUUGCAGCAAUGAAACAGUCCCUCUUUGAUCAGGGGUUACUGGAUGAACAGUUUAUCCAACUGGAGGAAUUGCAGGAUGAUGCAAAUCCCAACUUCGUUGAGGAAAUUGUCACUCUUCACUAUCGUGAUUCGUCACGGCUAAUCUCAAGCAUAGAGCAAGCUCUGAAAGAGAGGAACCCUCUGGAUUUCAACAAGCUGGACACUCUCAUGCAUCAGUUCAAAGGAAGCAGCUCAAGCAUAGGAGCCAAAAAGGUGAAAGCAGAGUGCAAUCUGUUUAGGGAAUAUUGCAGAGCAGGAAAUGCUGAAGGAUGCAUGAGGAGCUUCCAGCAGUUGAAGAAAGAAUAUGCUGCACUUAGAAAGAAACUUGAAGCUUAUUUCCAGUUGGCAAGGCAAGCUGGACCCCAGGAAACUGCAUGUCGCUCCAAAUAAAGAGAGCUGAUGAGAGCUGCAAAAUAAGGCAAAUGUAAUUGGUGAAUUUUGUAGCAUAGAAAAAUAUAUAUUCACCACAGAGAACUGAUGUUCUCCCUUUUGAGAUAUUUUGUUUCAAAAUAUCAUUUUUUUUCCAGAUGUUACAGGAAUAUUACUAAUGUACUUUAUACUUACUAUUUAUAUUAUAUAUACAUGUAAUGUAAC
Messenger RNA from Vigna angularis (adzuki bean), 714 nucleotides. Its product is annotated as histidine-containing phosphotransfer protein 4. NCBI's taxonomy places the organism in Eukaryota, Viridiplantae, Streptophyta, Magnoliopsida, Fabales, Fabaceae. The transcript is spliced from 6 exons. Bases 55 to 510 code for a protein of 151 amino acids. The record is from RefSeq and is a predicted model, not a curated record. Gene Ontology annotation, molecular function: histidine phosphotransfer kinase activity; protein histidine kinase binding. Gene Ontology annotation, biological process: cytokinin-activated signaling pathway; phosphorylation; phosphorelay signal transduction system. Gene Ontology annotation, cellular component: cytoplasm; nucleus.